Messenger RNA from Ictalurus furcatus (blue catfish), 1379 nucleotides. RefSeq names its product succinate-CoA ligase GDP/ADP-forming subunit alph (gene suclg1). The transcript is spliced from 9 exons. NCBI's taxonomy places the organism in Eukaryota, Metazoa, Chordata, Actinopteri, Siluriformes, Ictaluridae. Gene Ontology annotation, molecular function: succinate-CoA ligase (GDP-forming) activity; succinate-CoA ligase (ADP-forming) activity. Gene Ontology annotation, cellular component: mitochondrion; succinate-CoA ligase complex (ADP-forming). The record is from RefSeq and is a predicted model, not a curated record. The coding region runs from base 99 to 1079 and encodes 326 amino acids. Gene Ontology annotation, biological process: tricarboxylic acid cycle.
UGUGUGUGUGCGCGCGCGCGCGCGCGCGUGCGUGUAUUAGUGCAUCUGUGCAUACGCGUGUGUGCGCGUGUGUGUGUGUCAUUGCUGAGUGACCCAGGAUGUCUCACUGCAGAUUGCUAGCGCGGCUCCUCUUGCAGCAGCAGCAGGUGGGAGUGAGACACUGUUACACGGCCACACGGAAGAGUCUCUACAUCAGCAAGGACACUAAAGUCAUCUGUCAGGGCUUCACAGGAAAACAGGGAACGUUCCACAGUCAGCAGUCUCUGGAUUAUGGCUCCAAGUUAGUCGGAGGCGUGUCUCCUGGAAAAGGCGGGAAAACUCACCUGGGUUUGCCGGUGUUCAACUCUGUGAAGGAGGCGAAGGAGGGGACAGGCGCCGACGCCACGGUGAUCUAUGUCCCCCCUCCGUUCGCCGCGGCGGCCAUCAUAGAAGCCAUCGACGCCGAGAUACCGCUGGCGGUGUGUAUCACGGAGGGAAUCCCACAGCAGGACAUGGUGCGGGUCAAACACAGGCUCCUCCGCCAGAACGUCACCCGCCUCAUCGGGCCCAACUGCCCCGGUGUCAUCAACCCUGGAGAGUGUAAAAUCGGGAUCAUGCCCGGACACAUUCACAAGAAAGGAAGAAUCGGCAUCGUGUCGAGGUCAGGCACCCUGACGUACGAAGCGGUGCACCAGACUACGCAGGUGGGACUGGGCCAGUCUCUGUGUGUUGGAAUCGGCGGAGAUCCGUUUAACGGCACAAACUUCAUCGACUGUCUCGAGGUGUUCCUGCAGGACCCGAAAACAGAGGGCAUCAUCCUGAUCGGAGAGAUCGGGGGCGACGCCGAGGAGAACGCAGCCGAGUUUCUGAAACAGCACAACACGGGUGCUAACAUUAAACCGGUGGUGUCGUUUAUCGCCGGGCUCACGGCGCCCCCCGGCAGGAGGAUGGGUCACGCCGGUGCCAUCAUUGCAGGAGGAAAGGGCGGGGCUAAAGAGAAGAUCGCCGCCCUGCAGUCCGCCGGCGUGGUGGUCAGCAUGUCCCCCGCCCAGCUGGGAAGUACCAUGCUCAAGGAAUUCGAGAAGAGGAAGAUGCUGUAACGUGGACGAGUCUUGUCGAUGCCACAGCAGUGUUUAUGGUUUUUUUUUUGUUUUUUUUUCCUCCAGUCUUGAAUCUCCAUCUUCUGGAGAAUUUUCCAGAACCAGAUUGUUCUUUUAUCGCAGUGAGAUAUCCAACGGUAACGUGAAGUUAUAACCGUUAACGUUAAGGUUAACGUCGCAGGUGAGCGAAGGGGUGGUGUGCGUUACCUCCGUCUCCAUCUCUACCUCCACCUCCAUCUCGUCCAUCAUCAGUCUCAUUACUGCAGAAAUAUAUAAUAUAACUCAAUUUCCUGCACUUCC